Messenger RNA from Fulvia fulva, 702 nucleotides. RefSeq lists its product as uncharacterized. Bases 1 to 702 code for a protein of 233 amino acids. The transcript has 2 exons. The record is from RefSeq and is a predicted model, not a curated record. NCBI's taxonomy places the organism in Eukaryota, Fungi, Ascomycota, Dothideomycetes, Mycosphaerellales, Mycosphaerellaceae.
AUGGGCCUCAUCAAAGGUGGCCUCUUGCGCCUGGUAGCCACGACAUUGUACUUUUUGGCCUUCAUCUGCUCCGUCUAUAUCAUGGCCGCGACAGCUUGGUUCCUCGCCCGCUUCCACAACGACUACAACGACUUCAACGACAACUUCAACGGAGGUGGCCGCAACAACGGUGGCUUCGGCGGCUUCGGCGGCGACUUUGAAGAUUACUUCCCAGCACACAAACGCAACUACGCCAUCAUUGGGAUGUCGGCCAUUGCAACGCUAUACACGUCUAUCGCGAUGCUGCUCACUUGCUGCCUUGCGGGGAUCGGGUUCUUUGCCAUCCUGGCGUUCCUGUUCGAUAUUUUGUUCGUGGUGGUUAUGAUUGCCAUUGCGAUCUUGACACGCUCGGCGAGACAUGGUUGUGGCGACUUCGACCGUUUCCGCAGUAAUCCCUUUGGUGCGGGGAUUAACGGGGUUGGUGCUGGGCUUUUUAGAAGGAGCAGUACGUGCCGAAUCUAUGUGGGGACUUUCGCACUGGCCAUUAUUGGAGUCUUUGUGUUCUUCAUGGCUGCCGCUGUGGCUUUGCUUUUGUUCAGAGGUGAUAGGAGGGAAAGGGUCGUGGUUGUGGAGAAAGAGCCGAGACGGAGCCCGUUUAAGAGGAGGAGGAGGACGAGUAGGGAGGUGGAGAGGACGAGUGUGGAGAGUGCAAGGGAGGUUUGA